AAAAAAGGGAGAACGCUAAAAAUCACUGCAGUGGGGCUGCUAUUUUUCUUUGUGUUGAAAUUUCUAAUUUGUUGGUAAAUAAGACACACAGCAAAACAUUUAGAAAACAAUGACACGUCACGCUAGAAACUGUACAGCCGGUGCCGUAUAUACUUAUCAUGAAAAGAAAAAAGAUGCUGCAGCUUCCGGUUAUGGUACGCAAAGUGAGAGAGUUGGCAAAGACUCGGUUAAAAAUUUUGAUUGUUGUUGUCUAACAUUACAGCCCUGCAGGAAACCUGUAGUCACAAAAGAAGGUUAUUUAUUUGAUAAAGAAGCGAUCCUGGAGUACAUAAUAACCAAGAAAAAUGAAUAUAAUCGUAAGAUGAAACAGUAUGAAAAGCAGUUAAAAAAGGAAGAAGUCGAGAAGAAUGAGCUUGCAGCAGCUGAAAGAGAGGCAAAUUUAAUUAAAUUUAUGAACAGAGAGAAAAAUAUAUCAAAUCGAGACAAUAACGAACCCGGCCCAUCUACUUCUACCUCUGUAUCUAAUUUAGCUAAUGGGAAGGACAAGCAAUUGCCAAGUUUCUGGGUUCCAUCACAAUUACCCGAUGCAAAAAUUUCUAAAAUAGAGAAGCCAGACCCUACUGUGUACUGUCCUAUUAGUGGAAAAGCAUUGAAAAUGAAAGAUCUCAUUGAAGUUAACUGGACACUUGUCAAUGAUCCUGAUGAUAAGAAAUCAUUGAUAGCAAAAGAAAACAGGUACAUGUGUCCUGUAACUCAUGACAUUUUAAGCAAUGCUGUACCAUGUGCUGUUAUAAAAACUACAGGACAUGUUAUCACUAUGGAAUGCUUUGAAAAGAUAAUAAAGAAAGAUUGGAUUCAUCCGUUAACAAAUGAGAAACUCAAAGAGAAAGACAUCAUACCACUGCAAAGAGGUGGCACAGGGUAUGCUCUCACAAACUCAAACUUGGAAGGAAAAAAUGAACGACCAGUGUUACAAGCAUAAAAUAAAUUCAGUGUUAUUCAAUAUGUUUCAUUUUAUCUUCAUAUGUUAAUUAUUUUCUGCGGAAUUUAAAUUGAUUUCCUCCUCUCAACCUUUUAAAAAAG
Messenger RNA from Chilo suppressalis (striped riceborer), 1083 nucleotides. NCBI's taxonomy places the organism in Eukaryota, Metazoa, Arthropoda, Insecta, Lepidoptera, Crambidae. The record is from the annotation of a GenBank genome assembly.